UUUUGGUUCGAUAUUUAUUCAGGACGUUAAAUGCCAAGGUUGCUUUAACACGUAAGUUCCCAAUCAAUUUUUAAAAGCUGGUGAGAAUCCAUGAAUAAUGUGUACAGGCUGCACGCUCGGCUCCUAAAGACCGGUCUUCACGACGACCCUCUCUGUCACCGACGCCUCUUCCUAUUUUGUGUCGCCUCUGCCCCUCAAAGCUUAGCCUAUGCCCGCUCCCUCUUCCCCCACAUAUCCUCUCCAGACACCUUUACCUACAAUACCCUUAUUAGAGCCCAUGCCCACUUCUCUCCUUCCCAUGCCCUUUCGUUCUUCUCUCAGAUGCGCCAGGCUGGCGUCUCGCCCGACGGCUUCACUUUCCCAUUUGUUCUUAAGGCAUGCGCUUGGUUCCAAGUUGGUCAGGGCCUUCACUCGCUCGUUGUUAAACUCGGUUUUGAUUCUGACAUUUAUGUUCAGAACUCGUUAAUAAGCUUCUACGGCUCCUGUGGGUCCGUUGAGCUUGCGUCAAAGCUGUUCCAAGAAAUGCUCCAUAGAGAUUUGGUCUCUUGGUCGUCCAUGAUCGCUUGCUUUGCGAACAAUGGCUUUGGGUUUGAGGCUUUGGAACUGUUUCGGCAAAUGCAGGUCUUGGAGGAUAUAAUACCCGACGAAGUUACUAUGCUCAGCGUGAUAUCCGCAGUUUCAAGCUUAGGGGCGUUGGAAUUGGGUCAGUGGGUUUAUACUUUUAUCCGCAGAAGUGGGCUGGAGCUUUCAGUUUCAAUGGGUACCGCCCUCAUUGAUAUGUAUUCGAGAUGUGGGUCCGUGGAUGAAUCCAUUCGGGUGUUUGAUGAAAUGCGUGUUAGGAAUCUGUUGACGUGGACAGCGUUGAUUACCGGUCUUGCGGUGCAUGGCCGCAGUAGAGAAGCUUUGAGAGUUUUCCACGAGAUGAAGAAAUGCGGCUUACGCCCGGAUUCUGUUACUAUCACUGGGGUUUUAGUUGCUUGUAGUCAUGGUGGUCUUGUUGAAGAGGGUUGGCGACUUUUUGAAAGCAUUAAAAAUGAGUAUGGCAUGGAACCGCUGCUUGAGCAUUAUGGUUGCAUGGUCGAUCUCCUUGGCCGUGCAGGCUUGGUCUAUAAAGCCUAUGACUUUUUGGAAAGAAUGCCAAUGAAGCCAAACUCUGUCGUUUGGAGAACUCUACUUGGAGCAUGUGUAAAUCAUAAUCAUCUUAAGUUGACAGAGAAAGUGAAGCAGAGGAUCGUUGAGCUUGACCCUUAUCACGAUGGAGAUUAUGUGCUUCUAUCAAAUGCAUAUGGUGGAGUUGGCAGAUGGGUUGAGAAGGAAGGUGUGAGGAAUUUGAUGAGGGAAAAGAGAAUUAGCAAAACACCUGGCUAUAGUUUAAUUAACAUGGACCAAGUGAUUCACAAAUUUGUUUCUGGGGAUAGUUCUAAUCCCCAAUCGGCUGAGAUCAAAACAUUCUUAACAUCCAUAAUAAAAGCUUUAAGAGAUGAAGGUUACACAACCAAUACAUCUAAUGUAUUACAUGACAUUGAAGAAGAGGACAAGGAGCAUAGUCUUGGUUAUCAUAGUGAGAAGCUAGCCGUUGCUUUUGCACUGCUUAGAUUCAAGGAUAGCAGCACCAUAAGGGUCAUGAAGAAUAUUCGAAUCUGUCAUGAUUGUCAUAGUUUCAUGAAGCAUGUUUCGAAUCAAUUCAAUCGAGAAAUCAUCAUCCGGGAUCGUAACCGGUUCCAUCAUUUUAUUAAGGGAUCAUGUUCUUGCCAAGAUUACUGGUGAAUGAUGCUCUGUUGUUGUCGUUGAGAUUAUUUGAUUAUGCUUUGAAUGGAAGGUUAUCGGUGAGUUAAUCAAUAUUGCUUUAGGCUGUGUUUGAGAAUAUAAUUGUUCUCAGAUAUUUUUAAAUUAUUUUAUUAUUAUUUACAACAUUUUUACUAUUA
Molecule: messenger RNA, 1925 nt
Organism: Carya illinoinensis
Lineage: Eukaryota; Viridiplantae; Streptophyta; Magnoliopsida; Fagales; Juglandaceae
Product: pentatricopeptide repeat-containing protein At4g21065-like
Exons: 1
Coding region: 91-1767 (558 amino acids)
Biological process (GO): RNA modification
Molecular function (GO): protein binding; zinc ion binding; RNA binding
Source: RefSeq, a predicted model, not a curated record